CACGCUCUCAGGUUCUCCAUUUAGAGAAUUGAGGUGCUUGCGUUCUAGUCUUUCUGAACCUCCAUGUUGUGAAGAGGAUCUACCUUGAAUUUAAAAUCAUUUAUCUGCGAACCUGCCCAUUGGGACCGCACAACGUACCAACCAUACCUCGAUUUAUCAUAACUUGUGAAGUCCACCCCACACCCGAUUUCAAGAUGACUAAGGAAGAAGCUGCAACCGAGGAGACUAAGACAGAGACUAAAUUAGAGGCCGCCCCAGAAGCCCCGCCCAAGACCGAACCUGAGAGCAAGAUCGAGGAGGGACAGGCAAGCGGAGAGGGCGCUGGUGAAGAAGGAAAGGAUGGUGAAUCAAAACCAGAGGGAAAGACGAGCUCGACGUCAACAAGGAAGAAGAAGUGGCUGCCAUGGCAGAGGAGAGAAGGAAACAGCGUCAAGGGGGCAAGCAUAGGGGCUGAACCUGCAAACAGUUCAGAGGAGAGACAACCCACCGAAGCUGAGAUGGACGCUGAGCUCCAGAAGCGAAUCCAAGACCUGCAACAAGAGAAGAGCAAAAUCCAGGACCGGCUCCAGCUCUACAGGAAGAUCAAUGACUUGGAGAAGGAAGUUGGUGAUAUGAAGGGUGAGCUUGACACACUCAAGGUCUGUGUUGCGAGACCGGAGGAGAUCGACACUAAGGUCCCGGAUGAAGGUAAUGGGACCACCAAGCCGUUUGCGUUUCAACAGUAACUGAUGAAACAAACAACUCAGCAAAGAGAAUUAUACUAAAAGUAAACUCACACAAGAAAUACGGACUCAUUCGGCAUUUCUGCAGUAUGUUGGGCAACGUGUAAAUGAAAAGGUUUCCAUGUUGCUUCGAAGGAUUAAUGUUCACCAGGGGGCCGCUACCACGUGUAGAUAGCGUCAUCAUCCAUCCAUCGACAGAUCCUAAACGGUUUAAUCUCCGUCCUGUGUACGUUGCAGAGAUAACGGAAAAUCAACCAAACAGUCCUCAUUACUGAAAUACAUACUACAUCAACAACACCCAACAACAUUCUAACCUGAAAUCGUUGCUCAGAUCCCCGAAAUCGUUGCUCAGAUCCCUUUUCCCUCGGCCGUCCCGUAUUCCUCGUAAUCUCCACUUGUCCUGGCUGUAGCCAUGGAUGUCAGUUUCGACCGAAUAAACAUAAAAAUACAACAUUUCAUGUGGAUCGCAAGAAUCCUUCAGAACUAAUCCCCACGUAUCCAGAGCAUAGAUUGACGAUGUGCAUGACUGUGGCAAGUGGACAUGGUUUCAAGAACUUUCCGGAUGCCUGAAUCGCACCGAACGAGAGCGCCCAUAUAUUAUCGAGCUAUUUUUUUCUAAAUGAUGUUAUAACCAUUUUCUUUCUAUCGCUGCCUGAUUAGCUGUAGAUUUAAUGAUAGUUUUGAUGAGUAGUUUAGUUCUCGUAUCGACCAACAAAUGUCCUAAAAACAGUGGUCUUUUUUCUGAAAAAUCGCCUGGUGUUGCCGCUAAUGCCGAAAAAAUUACUUUUCUGUCAUGUCAACUGUUUCGUUUACCACAAGCGUUUGAAAUUAAAUCGGGGAAAAUUCAAAUACUAAUUUCGGGUUAUCAUACUAUUAAUUUUAUUGUUGAAUGUUUCUUGUUUUGAAUGACACUUUGUACCACGUGAUUUGGUAAUGAUGGAUCUUAAAGCUGCUGUAAACCUGCCAUAUAACUUUCGUCCUCUUUUCUGUAUAAUAGUGAUAUUUGUAUAACUUUCCUUGGGGAGCUAGUCCCUCUUUCAUUUCCACGUAGUCAAUGUAUGAAUGCAUGAGGUAUAUUUAGAAGAAAAUUGUCUAAUUAUUACAAAGCUGCAGAAUGAUAGAAAAUCAUUUGUUUUGGGUGUAAUAUUAUGUUUUAAGAAUCUAUUAACAAAUGAUUAGGAUGUAAUAAAGAGUUUGGACCAUCGGGAUUUCCGAGAUUUUCAGAGAUCUGGUCCACUUUAUCAAACUUUUCUAUUGCGAUGUAGAAAGCUUACAAAGCCGGGCAAAGUGCAAUAUUAUGGACUUAAACAUCUAAACCAUGCCAAGUAUUCACUCAUUUGAUAGAACUAGUGUUUAGAAAUAGCGGUAACAUAUAUAUACAUCUUGGUGCGCAUGUUCAGUAUAUGCACACGUUACAUGUAUAUCAUAUAUUUGUAUUAUACUAUUUGUCACAAUAAUUGUAAUGCACCCUUUCUAAUCUUGUACAGAGCUCAUUAUAUAUAAAGGAUCUUUUUUCAAUUUUCAAGAAAAAUUAUGAUUUGUUUGUUUUAGUUUGUUAAAAUGGGAGUUUGCAUCAAUACCAUGCGACCGUCGUGUCAUUCAAAAUGGCGUCCAUUCGUUUUUGCGCAGAUGCUUUUCAAUACAGUCACUCUGAGGCGCCAAUAUGGUGAGAGCAAACGUUUGGGCACCAUUGUGGGAUGCAUGAUCAUACAAAGCCCAUCAAUUAUUUAAUUCUCUUAGAUAUUUGACUUUCGCGUUUAUGAGAAUGUAGUAUAAGAUAUAUAUAUUGUCUUGCACAUUGUAUUCAUUUCUCUUUUGUUUUCUUGGUACCUAAUAAAUUGUUUAUUUCAUUUCAA
Molecule: messenger RNA, 2578 nt
Organism: Strongylocentrotus purpuratus (purple sea urchin)
Lineage: Eukaryota; Metazoa; Echinodermata; Echinoidea; Camarodonta; Strongylocentrotidae
Gene: SpP19L
Product: biomineralization proteins SpP19L long form
Exons: 5
Coding region: 195-725 (176 amino acids)
Source: RefSeq, a predicted model, not a curated record